AUGUCAUCAAUUCAAGAACGACCAAGUAAACGUCAACGUACAAUUAAAACAGGUCAUGACUUAGAUACAGUUGAUUUUGAAACAAGUGAAGAUGUUGAAGUAUGUCCAACAUUUGAUGCUAUGAAUUUAAAUGAAAAUCUUCUUCGUGGAAUUUAUUCAUAUGGAUUUGAAAAACCAUCAGCUAUUCAACAACGUAGUAUACGUCCAAUUGUUAAAGGACGUGAUGUUAUUGCACAAGCACAAUCUGGUACUGGUAAAACAGCAACAUUUUCAAUUGCUAUGUUACAAAAAUUAGAUACUAAUAUACGUGAAACACAAGCAUUAGUUUUAUCACCAACACGUGAAUUGGCACAACAAAUUCAAAAAGUUGUUUUAGCUAUCGGCGAUUUUAUGAAUGUACAAUGUCAUGCUUGCAUUGGUGGAACAAGUACAGGUGAAGAUAUGCGUAAACUUGACUAUGGACAACAUAUUGUUAGUGGAACACCAGGAAGAGUUAUUGAUAUGAUCAAUCGAAGAUCUUUACGUAUGUAUUAA
Rotaria sp. Silwood2 is the source of this 534-nucleotide messenger RNA. The record is from the annotation of a GenBank genome assembly. NCBI's taxonomy places the organism in Eukaryota, Metazoa, Rotifera, Eurotatoria, Philodinida, Philodinidae.